AUGGAGAGCCGCGACAACAGCUCCGGCCCUAUUGCUGGCCUACGCGUGGCAAUUAAGCAGACCAGCACAUCUCCUCUCACCAUCGCCAGCACCGUCAUCAACGAUAAUGAGCAUACGGUCACUUACCUCGUAUACAAUUCGCCGUUGGACACUGCUGCCCCAUCCAUUGGCCUGCUCACCAUCACGCCUAGCGGUGCCUCGGAGCCUCUCGCCUUGCCAAAGCUCCAGAUUCAAAGACAAUGGCCGCCUGGUCCUGAGUCACUCGUCCAGCUACAGCCAGGUGCAAGCCAAACGGCCGAAAUUGUUCUCAAAGAUUUUAUAGCUUCACAACUCACGGGAAAGGCAUCUAUUGUUCUCAAGGGCCGCUGGGAUAUGGUGUGGAACAAGCAGAAAGAUGAUAUUACAGCUGAAAUGAUGGAGCAGGCCCAGCUGCAAACCGAGCCAGACGUCUUUCGUGGUAGCUUCGCUAGCGAGAGGUUGGAAAUAUCCACCGCAUAA
Messenger RNA from Trichoderma atroviride IMI 206040, 498 nucleotides. RefSeq lists its product as uncharacterized. NCBI's taxonomy places the organism in Eukaryota, Fungi, Ascomycota, Sordariomycetes, Hypocreales, Hypocreaceae. The record is from RefSeq and is a predicted model, not a curated record.